CCAUACUAUCUCUCACCAUACCCGCGGUGACGAUACCGAAGGAACCAGCGGGCGCUGCAUUGGUAUUCCCGAGACGAUACCCCCGGUCCAAGGGCGGAGUCGCCGCCGCGGCCAAGGGGUACUUCCUCUUCUCUCUCUGCAGGCAAACAUCCGUUUCCACUCUCGAUAACGUUAUCCCAGCUAUCCCACCGUGAUUCCAUGGCCGACCCCUCUAACGACGAUCUAGACCAACUCCUUGACAGUGCUUUGGACGACUUCACCAAGCUUGAUCUCGCUCCCUCUCAAAGAAGCGGUGGUGUUGGAGAUGGGAAAGGAGGUGGGGAAGAGGGAAGGGCUUCUUUGCCCCCUUCUUCUUCGGUGCAGGGAUUGGGGAUGGGGCUGCCAGACCUGAAGGCGAGGAGGAAGGGGAAGCAGCGGGCUUCUCCCCAGGGAUCUCACGCCUCCGAGGCGCUCGAGAAAUUGACUCAGCAGACCCGCGAAGCCGUCCGGGGGCUGGAGUCUGCCACCGCCGCGGCCCCGACAGGCGAGGGUGGUUUGGAUAGCGAGGCCAUGGUCGAGGAUUUUGUCAAGCAGUUCGAGGAGCUCGCUGGGUCUCAGGACAUGGAAUCCAUUGUUGAAACUAUGAUGCAACAACUUUUGUCCAAGGAGAUUCUUCAUGAACCUAUGAAGGAAAUUGGAGAAAGAUAUCCAAAGUGGUUGGAGGAGCACAAAAAUGGAUUGAACCAGGAAGAAUACGAUCGCUAUUAUCGCCAAUAUGAGCUCAUAUUGAAGCUGAAUGAUGUAUAUGAAAAUGAGCCUGAAAAUUUCUCUAAGAUUGUUGAUCUUAUGCAGAACAUGCAGGAAUGUGGCCAACCUCCCAAUGAUAUUGUUCAAGAGCUUGCCCCUGAUCUUGAUCUAAACAAUCUGGGCCAAAUAUCACCAGAGCUGCUCCAGUCUACAUCCAAUUGCUGUGUAAUGUGAAUUGGGCAUUGCCUCUCAGUAUAGAAAACUUUUUGCUUCUUUUUCUUCUUUCUGGAUGUCGAAAAUAAGUUGGUUUCACUUCAAUGUUUGUUUCCUCUCUUUGAUUUUUUCACAUGAAAAAUUUUAUCAGUGUAGCAUAGUUUAUUAUGUUAAUGCUUUUCAGUUUAUAGUA
Molecule: messenger RNA, 1132 nt
Organism: Elaeis guineensis (African oil palm)
Lineage: Eukaryota; Viridiplantae; Streptophyta; Magnoliopsida; Arecales; Arecaceae
Product: peroxisome biogenesis protein 19-2
Biological process (GO): protein import into peroxisome membrane
Cellular component (GO): peroxisome; peroxisomal membrane
Source: RefSeq, a predicted model, not a curated record